Messenger RNA from Aphanomyces invadans, 3751 nucleotides. RefSeq lists its product as hypothetical. The transcript is spliced from 2 exons. Lineage: Eukaryota; Oomycota; Saprolegniomycetes; Saprolegniales; Verrucalvaceae. The record is from RefSeq and is a predicted model, not a curated record. Gene Ontology annotation, biological process: cytoplasmic microtubule organization; cytoskeleton-dependent intracellular transport. Gene Ontology annotation, molecular function: microtubule binding; dynein light intermediate chain binding. Bases 39 to 3659 code for a protein of 1206 amino acids. Gene Ontology annotation, cellular component: centrosome; cytoplasm.
AUUUCCUCUGCCUAUUCCACACUGCUUGCCGACGCCGCAUGACAGGCACCAGCGCUCGGUCAUUGCAUGGCUAUGCAUACCGCCCGCAACCGGCGGUCAGUAGCAGCAGCAAUCGAAGCAACAGUCUUCGGGGCCAGACGUCCCCGUAUACGCACAGCGACAAGGACGAGCAAUUGUACAACCUCGUAAGUGAUCUCAGCCAUGCUUGUCGCAAGGACAGCAACGCAAAUGCACUCAAGGAUUAUAAUCUGAUCGAGACUUUGGAAAAGAGUGCCAAGGACAUCCUAGCCCGUCGCAACAGCAACCAGGACGGGAUGAACAACGACGCUGUCGUUGCCGCUUCCCCCGACACGAUUCAGAAACGUCGGCGAUUGUCGAUCGAGGCAAACGACGACCGUGACAGCGACAACACUUGUGACAAGUCGACAAACCCGCGCUUUCAAAAGAUCGAACGACCUGCGGACAAUGCACCCAAGCGCUACAACAUGCCGACGUUCUUUUCGUCGAUGCCGCCUCGACAAAGCAGCAGCGGCGCUUUGUCCGCGGCGGUGCCCCCGCCAUCCGUUCGACCCAUAGCCAAGCCAGGUGGCAAAUCGAUCAAAUCUCCUUCCGCGAAGGUCUCUGCGACAGUCGAUUUCCAGGACUUCUCGGACAACGAGGACGAGGAGCCGUCGUUCAUGCGCGAUACGAUUUCGCGUGAGACGUUUUCCCGCGAGACGGCCAUGUACACGCGGGAAGCCCUGUGCAUGGAUGAUCUCUCGCCGGAUGAGAUUAAUAUGAUCGCUCCUGGACAAGAAGAGGUUCACCGGAAGCGCCAGCAUGGAACCAUGGGCCGCGAAACUCCGGCCGUGUCGACCAACAAGACCGUGCGUCAAGAGCCGCGAAACGACGACAUUCAGGCAAUCAUGGACAAAGCCAAGGGAUCCGUCGACCCCGACUACGUCAAUACUCACCACGCAACCGCGGCAAAGAUGCCGGAGACCUCGCCGUUCUCGUCAUCGUCUCCUUUCUCGACUGUCAAUGGCAAGGCAGAGCCAGAGUUUGUCUACACGCACUUGGGGUCAAAGCUCAAGUCCAACCUGCGGUCCCGCAGCGGAUCGGGCUCGAAAGAACGGUCACGUCGCGGAUCCGUCGACGACAAGCGGCGCCAGCACACCAUCACGGAAUCGAAACUCAUCUCGAUCCACAAACCAAAAUCCACAACUUCGACAUCGUCGGCGAGCGCAAGUUCGACCGCUUCACUGCAAGCAUCGCGAGCCCAGCUGCGGUCGCAAACGAUGCUUGAAUCCAAGACGAGUUGGCCCACAGGCAAGCCUACCACGUCGACACUAGGAUCCCAGCCACAGUCGAUACCCAAGCCUGCCACAACGUCCUUGACAACCGCUGCGGGAACCACCACCGCCAAAUCCAAGGCAGGCCCGACGCGGAACAUAGCAGCGGCGGUGACUUCAGCUACCCAUGCCGCAUCUGUUUCAAAGGAAGUGGCCGUGCGCAGUGAAGGUGGCAAGACCGGCACUACCAAGCCAUCGCCCCCUCGACCUCUUCGAAAGGAGUUCUCCCUGGACGAUACGAUUCAAGAUGAGAGUCCGGUGGUGGCCGCGCUACCGGCGGCCCCAGCCGCAGCUGUUCCUGCCACCCCACCCGCUCCUGUCGUCCCUGUAGAGCUGCUGCAAAAGAUCGAGUCGUUGGAAAAGCAAUUGGCCAGCAAGGACGCCGAGUGCACGCGGCUGUCGACCGAAUUGAUGGCUCAGGACGCCCAAUGGAAAGUCCAGUUUGAAGCCUCCGACACGGCGUACAAGGCCCUGGAGGCGUCCGUGGCCGUGUUAGCCUCGGAGAAACAAGUCCUCGCGACGCAGGUGCAUGACCUGGAGCGGAGGAUUCCGCUGGGCGACUCGUCCUCGAACCGCAUCGUGUGGCAUUUGCGCGAGAUUUUGCGCGAAGAAGAAUCGGACAACAAGAUCGAGUCUGCCAAGGCGUCGCGCAUCGCCGCGCUCGUGAAUCGGUUUGAAAAGUCCAAUGCCCAAGUCCAGGCGGAUUUUGCACAGCAGCUGCGCCACGAGAUCAAGUCCAUCGGGCUUACGCGGGUCGCAGCGUCUCUCACCGUCGACUCGUCGACUCGGACGGCCGACUUGGAAGAACGCAUUGCCCAACACGAAGCGACCAUCCUCAACCUGACGCGGGAAGCUCAGAAUUACCAGCGCCAACUCGACUUGGCCCUGCAGACCGCCGUCGACCGAGACCAAGACGUUAUGCAGCUCGAAUCAAAGUUGACGUCGAUGCAGCUCGCUGAGAAGGGUGAGGACGGCGCCGCGUCGGCCUUGUCCGCGACUCUGGCGUCCCAAAAGGCCGCCGUGACCCGUCUCGAAGCCAAUGCGGCAGCACUGGAGAAGGUCGUGUCGCAGCGGGACGACGAGAAGGCCGAACUGGAGCGACAGGUGCAGGAGCUCACGCGGGCAUUGACAGCACAGACUGAGGCGGCCGCAGCGACCGUCGCGUCCGUGAAGAAAGACUUGGAGCAUCAGUGCGCGCAAGUGAAGCGUUUGCAAGACGAAGUUGAAGCCAAGACAAAUGAAAUCCAUGUCCUGAACGCAACGGCGGCGUCGACGAUGACGCGGGAGAGCGCGAGUGUUCUCCUCCAUGACAGCUUCCUCACGUCGACCGCGCGCAAGUCGGUGCGCUUCGAAGACGACGAAGGUAGUCAGCACUUGCGCAGCCAAGUGCGGUCGCUCGAAGCGGACGUCGCGGAGAUGCGCGCCGCCUUGCACGAACGCACGUGCGACGUCAACGCGCUGCGGCAGGAAUUGGUCGCCAAAGCGGAAACGAUCGAGCAUUUGUCCGCGGACUUUGCCAAGCGGUUGGCGCAGCAGUCGGACGUCAGCAACCCUCCCAACGACAUGGAAAAGAUGGACAUGUUUCUGUUCAACCAAGUGUGCGCCAAGCAGCAAGAAGUGGACGAUCUCCUUGUCGAACUCGAGCGCAAAGACGAUGAAAUCAAAGAACUUCUGGCGCGGCAACCAGCCGACAACAAUGACGGCGGCGGCCACGACGAAGAGAUUGAGCUGCUACAGACCAAGGUCGUCGAGCUCACGGCGCAGCUCAAAGUUGCCAUGGAGCAGAACGCAUUGUUGACGCAAGAAACGCAGCUGCAAACGCGCAGCAUCGAAAGCAAGCAAAACCAGAUCAAGUCGCUCCUCGAACUCAUGAAGAGCAAGGAGGAUGAACUGGCCGAGCUCGAUGAAGCACUCGCGACCGCCGAGAUCCAAGUCGAGUAUUUGAAACAGCAAUACAAUGUGACGUUUACGCGCGAAGAAGAGGACGGGUUUGCCGCGGCGUAUCGAGAGAGCGGCCGCCGCAGCUCGCUGUCCCUCCGGCGCGAGUCCGUGAGCUACCCGCCAAACAUUGCUCCGUACUUCACGCCGUCUGCCAUGAUGGAUGACGAAGGGUACGACGAGUACGACCGCCCGCCAACCUCCGAAGGCAUGUCCGUGCGUUCGGACUCGACCUACCUGUCGACGGCAGGCAUCUCGCCCCCUCCUUCAGCUGCACAGUCCCUGGACGACAACGAGUUCGGCGGGUCCCCUCGAUUUAGUUGUUUGAGCAUCGGGUCCCGCGACAGCAUCGCGUCGUCCCGCACGAGCGAGUGGGGGCUCGAGUUUUAGUAGAGAAUUGUUUUUUAAUAUAAAGUGUGACUGGACUCAGCAUCGUAAGAUGUUGGACCAGGCGGACAGGGGACUCAGCCCCCGAACGGACA